AUGGCUGUCCCAAACGUGCCCCCUUUCAAGGUCGCUGCCGUCCAGGCUGAGCCUGUCUGGCUCAAUGCCAGGGCCACAGCUGAAAAGACGUGUACGCUGAUCAAAGAAGCAGCAUCCAGUGGCGCCAAGCUCGUCGCAUUUCCCGAGCUCUGGAUCCCAGGCUACCCAUACUUCCUGUGGGUCAAGGACUUUGGAUCGUCGAUGCCUUUCAGCAUGAAGUACGCUGCCAAUGCGCUGACAGCCGACUCGCCCGAGAUUCAGCUGAUCAAGGAUGCCUGUGCUGCCAAUUCCAUCUGGACGUCAUUUGGUUUCGCCGAGAGAAGAAACGGAUCAAUGUACAUGUCGAAUUGCAUCAUCAACAGCGAGGGAAGCAUCGUCAAUAUCCGACGCAAGAUCAAGCCGACUGGGCUCGAGAGGGUCUUGUUCGGCGAAGCGUCAGGUGACGCGCUCGACAACGUCGUCACCACUCCCUUUGGGCGCGUGGGCAAUCUGCAGUGCUGGGAACACAUCCAGCCCCUGCUCAAGUACCACACGUACUCGCUGCACGAACACAUCCACGUCGCUUCGUGGCCUGGCUGCUUCCCGCUCAAUGGAGGCGAGCCAUACUCGAUGACCAGCGGCGGUGUCAAGGCUCUGUCUUCCGUGUACGCCAUCGAAGGUGGCUCUUUCACCGUCAUGACGACGCAGCUGGUCACGGAGGAGCAUGCCGAGGCAGUCGGUCUCGACUACCGACCCAAUGGACCCUCCGAUCACGAUUUCUUCCUUCCGCCUGGUGGAGGCUGCGCUGCCAUCUUUGCGCCGGAUGGGCGCGAAUUGACCGCACCUCUGCCAUGCGCAGAGGAGGGCAUCCUCUACGCCGAAAUCGACUACUCGAUGUCAAACGCGACCAAGCUGCUUGCUGAUUGCGUCGGUCACUACAGUCGCCCCGAUCUACUUCGACUGUCGGUCAACCGUCAAGUGCAGAGCGUGCUUGCCUCGGGGGAGACGAAGCAGCCAGAUGUGACCGAAUUCACUGCACAAGCAUGAAGCACAGCGUGCCCAAUGCGCGCCUCGACUUUCAAAGGUGCAAGCGAUCUCGCUGCAAACUCUCCCGUCGCGUGUUCAUUCCACAGUCGCGUGUUCAUUCCACAGCAGUCGCGGAUUGUGACGUAUGCCAGAACAGUGCAGAGUGUGACGCGACAGACCGAGUGCACUCCAGUCACUGAUCUCUGCCACAGUUUGAUCUGAAAUCGUUUGCCACAGUUUGAUUUGAAAUCGUUUGCCAAAGUUUUUCAGAGCUUCUCUGUUGACCGACCGAAAGACAUGGUCCAGCGGAAGCCCGGGAAUGAGUGCGAUUCCCUACGUGAAGCAAAAGGAAAUGGGUGGACGCGCUGCGUUCGGUGAUGAGACAAUUGAUUUG
This is a messenger RNA of Ceraceosorus guamensis, 1399 nucleotides long. Its product is annotated as carbon-nitrogen hydrolase. Bases 1 to 1026 code for a protein of 341 amino acids. Gene Ontology annotation, molecular function: catalytic activity. Lineage: Eukaryota; Fungi; Basidiomycota; Exobasidiomycetes; Ceraceosorales; Ceraceosoraceae. The record is from RefSeq and is a predicted model, not a curated record. The transcript is spliced from 4 exons.